AUCUCACAACAGGAACGAGUCAUGUUUACCUCGUUGGCAUAUCCUGCUUCGGGUUUCCCUAGCUAAUAAAGAUGACAUAAUUUUUACGAAUUUUUUCGCAGAAUUUGCUUUUAGGAUUAAUUGGUUGCCUCUUUGCCAGCCUGCCAGCAGAUUCUCAAAGAACAAACAUUUCUACUGAAAAGGGAAUGGCGUCGAAAAAUGAUCCAUUUCAAUUUCAAGAAUUUGAUGAAGCUGGGACUCUUCUGGAAUCUAACAGAGAUGCAGUCACCAUUAGCAUUGACGAUGAGGAUUUAAAAUCCAAGAAACAAAGAAGUGCUGUUGGUUUUGCUCAAGAUGUUGGUGAUGAAGAACCACUCAUCAAUGAGGACAGAGAAGAACUUCUGUCUGGGCAAAAGAAAAAUGCUCCUUUCUGGACAUUUGAAUACUACCAGAAAUUCUUUGACAUUGAAACCCAUCAUGUAAAGGAGAGGAUCCUUGGCUCACUGGUGCCGUGGCCUGGAAAAAACUUCAUUCAAGUUCACCUUCGUAAAAACCCAGAUCUUUAUGGACCAUUCUGGAUUUGUACUACCCUUGUGUUUGCCAUUGCUAUCAGUGGAAACCUAUCUACUUUCUUGCGAUACUUUGGCAACUCAAACUAUAAAUAUACCGCAGAGUUUGGAAAAGUGAGCAUAGCUGCCACAGCCAUCUUCAGCUAUGCGUGGCUUGUGCCCCUUGGACUCUGGGGUUUGCUGCUCUGGAGGAGCAAUAAAAUCUUGAACCUGGUGUCAUACUCGUUUAUGGAGAUUGUCUGUGUCUACGGAUAUUCACUGGCAGUUUACAUUCCAGCUGUGGUCCUGUGGAUUCCACACGUUGAGUGGCUGAGGUGGCUCUCCAUCGUAGUGGCGCUCUGCCUGUCCAGCUCAGUACUGGUGAUGACUUUCUGGCCUGCACUCAGAGACGACCACCCCAAAGUCAUCAUAGCCACAGUAGCAGGCAUUGUGCUGCUGAAUGGGCUGCUGGCUGUAGGCUGUAAGAUGUACUUCUUCAGCGAACCAAAGCUCGGCCCAGGACAUGUCAGUCCCCCUGCAGCAAAGAUCACCAAUGGAACAUCGUCAUGAAGGACCURCAUUCACUGGGUGAAGGUUCUCCAGUUGCAUUAUUAGAGAGACUCAAGUUYCUGCGUUGAUGAAGUCAUGGGUGGACUGGAUUUCACUGGCCCUUCCGGAUUAAGGCCUUAAAGGCCGACUUGUAACUUCGGUGCAGCGUCAUGACCUCUGAAAAUGAAAACUGUUCUCCAGUAUGUUACUUCUAAUGGGAUGGCUUCUAAACUUACUUAAGUUAAUUGGGGUGUAGUAUUACACAGCACACACAAUGUUAUUGUGGUGGUGAUGUCGUUUCCACUUUACAGCACUAAUGUUAAAAUGUAAAAAAAAAAAAAGGUUGGUGAUUGCAGGAUCAGUGGUAUUUCAUUGAUCUAUUUCUUUUUAUAAUUUUUAUAGUUGUUUCAUACAUACCCUCUGAAGGUAAAGGUGUUGUAUUUUCUUAAUAUCAAGUGCCCUUAACUAUUGCCAAAGCCUGGCAAGAUGUCAAAGUAAUGUUUGUAAAUAUUCUAUAAAUAAUUUGUUGUCAUUAUGGCAAAUUAUAGUAAAAUCUAUUUAAAAUCCAUGUUAAUUUGUGUGUUCAAAGUUAAUGUAGAGGCAAAAACUUUUGUGAUUUGAGUGUAGGAGUUCGCCCCGCAAUCGGCAAUCCCCACUCCACUUGCAUCUUUUCAUGCCUAUCGUUGGGCAAGACACUUCACCYGCCUUGCCAUCUGGUGGUGGUCAGAGGGCCCGGUGGCGCUGGUUCAUGGCAGCCUCGCCAUGAAAAAAAAAAAGAUAUUUCACAGCACUGUGUGUUUCUGRUUUAAUAAGACACAAAGUGCAAGAUUUGCUUGGUUUAAUCUCAAUGAAUACUUUACUCAGGUUUUUGCAGUUGGGGAAAAAACGUUCUUGCAGUAUCACAGUGUGGGGUUAUUGUCGCACUGCAUACAGGGCAAUUCUAGAGGAAAACCUGAUGGCGGUUACUGAAAACUUAAGAAUUCAAUCCACCUUCCAGUCAGGCAACAACGAUAAACAAACAACCAGUGAUACRAUUAAAAUGAUUGAAGCAUAUUAAAAAUCUUGACUCAUUCAAAUGGCCAUAUGGAAAUUGCUGUCUACAUUCACUGAACAUUCAAUUUGACAGAUGUUGGAUUGCCUGGCAAUGGUGGUAGAAGUUUGCCAUGAAACUCCUACCACUGCCUUUGUCAUUGUGUCCUUGGGCAAAACACUUCAUCUACCUUCUCUGUUGGUGGCGGUCAGAGGGGCCGAUGGCAUGAUAUAGCAGCCUCGCUUCUAUCAGACUUCCCCAGGAAGGCAGUGGCUACAGUACAGUUGCUUGCCAUCAUCAGUGUGUGAAUGGGAAUGACUUGAUCUCAUGUAAAGGGUCAUGUAAAGCUAGUGUCAUUUCAUUUUACCUUCCUACUUCAGAAUAUGCUCUACUUUGUAUGGAUACUUAAAAUCUAUUGAGGGUUAUGUGUAAUGUGACAAAAUGUAUAAAGGUUCAAUGUUAUUUUUCAAGGAACUGAAGAACAACUGAAGAGUCUCAUUAAAAUGUCAACAUUUGCAA
Poecilia reticulata (guppy) is the source of this 2625-nucleotide messenger RNA. RefSeq names its product Yip1 domain family, member 1 (gene yipf1). Gene Ontology annotation, cellular component: Golgi apparatus; membrane. The record is from RefSeq and is a predicted model, not a curated record. NCBI's taxonomy places the organism in Eukaryota, Metazoa, Chordata, Actinopteri, Cyprinodontiformes, Poeciliidae. Gene Ontology annotation, biological process: vesicle-mediated transport. Gene Ontology annotation, molecular function: small GTPase binding.